Messenger RNA from Colletotrichum paranaense, 1167 nucleotides. RefSeq lists its product as uncharacterized. The coding region runs from base 1 to 1167 and encodes 388 amino acids. The transcript is spliced from 5 exons. The record is from RefSeq and is a predicted model, not a curated record. Lineage: Eukaryota; Fungi; Ascomycota; Sordariomycetes; Glomerellales; Glomerellaceae.
AUGACUUCUAUUGAGAGCAACGGACCUCUGAUAGCGGGCAUCACAUGGUUUCUCUGCUUCUUCUGUGGCACCUUCCUGGCGUUACGAGUGUACGCGAAGUUAAGCAGGGGACAGAAGCUGUGGUGGGAUGACUACAUCUUUCUUUUCUCGUGGACUUGUCUCUUUGUCGAAUCGAUCAUCACCCAAAUGGGCGUCAACUUGGGUUUCGGCCGUCACUAUUACGACAUCACUCCCCAGGCCAAUCUCCUAACGAUUGCCAUGUAUACUUCAGUAGGCGCAUCAAUAUCGUGCUUUGCUUCGACUGGUAGCAAAGUUGGGUUUGGUGUAACCCUCCUUCGGCUCACGACGGGCUGGUUCAGGAUAUUUGUGUGGUUCGCCGUCGUGACAUUGACGGUGGUCAUGCUUCCCAGCGCGACCUUGACAUGGCUGAAGUGUACCCCGGUGCAAAAGAACUUCAACAGACAGAUGCCAGGGACCUGCUGGGAUGAGUCUGUGACGCUCAACUACGGCAUCUUUAACGCGGCUUGGUGCGCGUUCAUGGACUUUGUGUUGGCGAUAAUCCCCUGGAAGCUCAUUUGGGGGAUGCGGUUGAGAAAACACGAGAAGCUAGGCGUUUGCUUUGCGAUGAGCCUAGGCUGGUUGGCAGGCGUAUGCGCCAUCAUCAAGGGCAUAUAUCUUGUUCAACUAGAACAAGGUGACUUUUUCUUCAACGGAAAGGACGUAACUAUCUGGACCGCUGUGGAAACGGCCACAGCAAUAAUUGGAUCAUCGAUUCCGGUCUUACGAGUCUUUAUCAAAGAAAAGGCAUCUACCCUUGGCUACGACAACAAAGUCAACCACGAUGGUAGCAACGAAAAUUCAAACAACAUGGAGCUCAACACGUAUCGGAGCGUGAUUACCUCUACAACGCGGAAGGGUACCCUAUCGACGACGGAAGAGACCGAUUUGGAUGGCGCACGGAAUCUCCCACGGAGCGGAAGCUGUCUUUUGGUGGACAUACCAGACUUCAAGCUUGAGGGAAUUGUGCGAGCUCGGAGCGUGGAUGAAGAAAGUCAAGACGGGUCAGACGAUGAUCAGAAGUUUAGUAAUCAUGAUCGGGUCGACCACAAUGUCCAUAGCCAGGAACAAAUCAGGGACGAGCGGGAGUUUUAUGGAAGAGCGCUCUGA